This is a messenger RNA of Rasamsonia emersonii CBS 393.64, 678 nucleotides long. Its product is annotated as MCMA protein. The record is from RefSeq and is a predicted model, not a curated record. Lineage: Eukaryota; Fungi; Ascomycota; Eurotiomycetes; Eurotiales; Trichocomaceae. Bases 1 to 678 code for a protein of 225 amino acids. The transcript has 3 exons. Gene Ontology annotation, biological process: positive regulation of transcription by RNA polymerase II. Gene Ontology annotation, molecular function: RNA polymerase II cis-regulatory region sequence-specific DNA binding; protein dimerization activity; DNA-binding transcription factor activity, RNA polymerase II-specific.
AUGGCUGACAUGUCUGCCGUCGCCCCCGAGGAAAAUACCUCGCCCACCCAGGACGAGCUGCAGCAGGCCGGCAACGGCGCCAACGCCGCCGCCGCCGACAACCGCGGCACCAAACGCCCUCGUAUGAGCGCGACGGGCGACGACGACGAUGAUGAUGAAGACAAGCCCGGUCGCGAGCGCAGGAAGAUCGAAAUCAAGUUUAUUCAGGAUAAGUCGCGUCGCCACAUCACCUUCUCCAAGCGGAAGGCCGGUAUCAUGAAGAAGGCAUACGAACUGUCCGUCUUGACCGGCACCCAGGUGCUGUUGUUGGUCGUGUCCGAGACCGGUCUCGUCUACACGUUCACCACCCCCAAGCUGCAGCCACUGGUUACGAAACCAGAGGGAAAGAAUCUCAUUCAGGCAUGCCUCAAUGCCCCCGAGCCCUCGGGCAACGAGAAUGGAGUUGAUACCACCGACGUGCCCGCCGAUUCCCCCGAGGAUGUGAACCACAACAAUGUGAAUGCUCCGCAGGCGAACAUCCCUCGACCAGGGGGCAUGCAUCCAGGCUAUAUGACCAAUGAGCAGCAACAACAGAUGGCCUACUACCAGAAUCUGCGACAGCAGCAGCAGGCCGGUGGACAGUACCCGGGGAUGCCCGUCGGAGGCCAGAUGCCGCCACAGCAUCAACCUACUGCAUAA